Messenger RNA from Ictalurus punctatus (channel catfish), 3553 nucleotides. RefSeq names its product aldehyde dehydrogenase 3 family, member A1 (gene aldh3a1). Gene Ontology annotation, cellular component: cytoplasm. Gene Ontology annotation, biological process: aldehyde metabolic process. Bases 127 to 1614 code for a protein of 495 amino acids. The record is from RefSeq and is a predicted model, not a curated record. The transcript has 11 exons. NCBI's taxonomy places the organism in Eukaryota, Metazoa, Chordata, Actinopteri, Siluriformes, Ictaluridae. Gene Ontology annotation, molecular function: aldehyde dehydrogenase (NAD+) activity.
UGUGCAGCACUCAAUAAAUACUGCUGUGUACUGCUCUGUCAGGGUUUUCUAACCCACCCUGGUGCCUUUUGUUCUCUCUGUAACACUAACCCUUACAGAUAGUCAUAUGAAAACGGAGAAGCAGAAAUGGAGAAACAGGUGGUGGAUAUAGCCAGGAGAGCCUUUAACACGGGUAGGUCCAGAGUCCUGCAGUACAGAGUGGAGCAGCUCCGAGCUUUACUGCGGCUCAUUAGACAGAAACAGGAGGACAUCAGUGUUGCUCUCACACAUGACCUGCACAGGAAUGAGUUCAACACACCGCUUUUGGAGCUCAUUGGGCUUGAGAAUGAAAUCAAGCUGGCUGAACGUGAACUGAGUGACUGGACAAGACCUCAGCCUGUUCAAAAAAACCUCCUCACCCUGACAGAUGAUGUUUUUAUUAAAGCUGAACCUUUGGGUGUGGUGCUGAUCAUUGGAGCCUGGAACUAUCCAUGGGGUCUUACCCUGGGGCCGCUCAUUGGUGCAAUCGCAGCAGGCAAUGCUGCUGUGGUGAAACCUUCAGAACUGAGUAAGAAUUCAGCCAGCCUACUGAAAGAACUGCUUCCUCAGUAUUUGGAUCAGGAGAUGUACCACGUGGUGACUGGAGGAGUGCCUGAAACCCAGGAGUUGCUGAAGCAGCGUUUCGAUCACGUCUUCUACACAGGAAACAGCACAGUGGGGAAACUGGUGAUGGAAGCAGCCGCACACCACCUCACACCAGUCACCCUGGAGCUGGGGGGGAAAAGUCCCUGCUAUAUUGAUCAGAACUGUGACCUUGCAGUUGCUUGCCGUCGAAUCACCUGGGGGAAGUUUGCUAACUGUGGCCAGACGUGCAUCGCACCAGACUACAUUCUCUGUAACUCCAGCAUCCAGAACAGACUGAUCGAAGGGAUUCGCCAGACAUUACAGGAGUUCUACGGUGAGAACCCAAAAAGCUCUCCAGAUUACGGCCGCAUCAUCAACCAGAAUCACUUUGAGCGCGUGCUGGCCCUGAUGGAGGGGUGCAGUGUGGCUGUGGGGGGAGAGAGCGAUAAAUCACAGUGUUAUAUUGCUCCUACCGUUCUGAAGGAUGUUUUGCCUCACGCCAGGAUAAUGCAGGAAGAGAUCUUUGGACCCGUGCUGCCAAUCAUCACUGUCGGUGAUCUCAAUGAGGCCAUUUGCUUCAUUAAUGAUAGAGAAAAACCUUUGGCUCUUUAUAUCUUUUCUUCAGAUAAGAAGGUGAUCAAGCGAAUGCUGAGUGAGACAUCUAGUGGAGGAGUGGUCGUUAAUGAUGUAAUGAUCCACUACACAAUCAGCUCCUUACCCUUCGGGGGAGUAGGAAACAGUGGGAUGGGCAGAUACCAUGGCAAGCACACAUUUGACCAGCUUAGUCAUAAACGUGCUUGCCUCAUCAAGUCCUUGGGAAUGGAAAGUCUGAACAAAGCACGCUACCCUCCACAAACAUCGUCCCGUCUGCGCAGAGCCCGCUUCUUCAUGCGGAGCCGCUUAUGCAGCUGUACUCAUCUCACCUGCGUCUGGGCCAUCAUCUCCACCAUGCUGGCCUUGGGUCUGCUCAUCGCCUUACUGGUCGUCCUGCUCAAGGGUAUUGUGAUUUGAAGACUCUGACCAUCAUGCCUAAAGAUUUACACCUCAAGACAAGAUGCUGCAGUUAUGAAUUGAAGCAAAGCCUGACAAAUAGUAUUUAAACUAUAGUCUGUUGUAAUUUUUUUGUGUGUACAUGUCCCGGCUGUAUUUUUCAUUGUGUUUUGUUUGUUUUUAAACCCUGUGUGGUUUAUAGAGUGUGCAUGAUUGCAGACUCUUUCAGCAGCUGAAAUGCCAGCAGGACAAACACAGACUUGUCUAUAGCGUUACCCGAAUUUCCCGAGCACAGGACAGGGAAUUGGAAUCCCCAGUGUUUUUGGAUAAGCCGUUUUCCCUGUUCAGUGAAGCAAGCAACAAAGAGCUUGUUCUUUAUGCUUUAUGCUUUGAUGCUCAAGCACUGAGAAUCUGAAGGAUUUGGCAUUGUUGAACACUGGCACAAAUCUGCCACCGGGUGGCGUAAUGUCAUUACAGUAUAACAUGAGCUCAUCUAUUUUUAGUAUUAAUCUCAAUUCCAGUUGGAAGUAACCUCGUCGUUAUCAUCCGUAAUUAUGAUAUUCAUCCGAAAGUUCAUUUUAAAAAAUGUUAUUUCGAAUAUUAUUCACGAUGUAAUAACACUGCACCCAUACUGACUCUUGAAUUAGAGCCUUUUUUUUUUUCUUUUUUUUUGGCUACUGGUCUUUUGGAGGGGCUGUGAAUGUCUUAAGAACUAAUGAAAAUCUUCUUUACAUUUCUGGUUUAGAUUUAAUUCAAGAAAGACCUUUGACUGACUGGGGGGUUUUCGUCACCACGCUCGAGUCCAAAUAUUUCAAAUCCAAUACACAUUGUUCUUCUCAAGUAUCAUCUGGGUUUACGUUCCACAUUCUCUAUACCACACACUGGGAAUAGACAUAUUUUACUCCUGGAUGUGUAUAUGUGCUUCUUCAUGUUCUGUAUUUCAUCAGGUCGCAAUUCUGCCAUGACUCUAGCGGACCCCGAGGCAGUGACCCAACUGUGGUACAGCUUUACUCUCGUGUACUUCAGGGAGUUCAUGCAUUCCAGCUCAAGCUCAGAGCUGUACAGGAGUGUCUGUUUACUUUGGAUUACAUUCCAAGUGUGGCUUACAAUCUUAAAGUGCUACAACUCCACUGACGCUUUCAGAAUUUAUUAUUAUUAUUAUUAUUAUUAUUAUUAUUAUUAAUUUUUUUGCCUUUUUAUUUUUGUUGAACUUACUGUAUGUUGUCAUUGUUCUUUUUGUUUUUGUUUGUAUCUAAUGAUUCAGAGCAUUGUAAUUUAGCUCAGCUUUGUGAAGCAGGAUGCAGAUAUAGGUCGACACAGAGUUGAGCUUUUAAUUCUGUGCACUUGAAACAAAAAAAAAAACAAAACGAGAAAACGAUGUGUCCGAGAUAUAGAUACAGAGCUCUCAGAGGUUUUACACGUACAACGCGCACAGUCAUAACAGGGCUGACAGAUGUGACAGAAGAAGGAAAAAAAGAGAAAAUAGAACUGGUAACUUCCCUGGGUGUCAGUAUAGCAUAAAUAUGAACAGGACACACACACAAAAGGUAUCCAUCCAUCCAUUUUCCAUACCACUUUUCCUACACAGGGUCAUGUGGGAGCCUGGAGUCUAUCCCAGGAGACAGGGGACAUCCUGGACGGGGUGCCAAUACAUCACAGGGCACAAUCACACACGCAUUCAAACAGUUCAGACAAUUUGGAAAUGGCAGUCGUCCUACAACGCAAAAUUUUUGGACUGGGGAGGAAACCGGAGUACCCAAAAGAAAGCCCAGAAGCAUGGGGAGAACAUGCAAACUCUGUGCACACACACAGGGCAGAGGCCGGAUUCAAACCCUUAAACCCAGAGGUGUAAAGGCAAACGUGCUAAUCAUAAAGUCUCUGUAUACAAUAACAAAUUAAACUUUGUUAAUAGUGGGUUGUGAUUUCUAGCACUGUGACAAAAUUAAAAAAUGGCAGAUCC